Messenger RNA from Moneuplotes crassus, 1993 nucleotides. NCBI's taxonomy places the organism in Eukaryota, Ciliophora, Spirotrichea, Euplotida, Euplotidae. The record is from the annotation of a GenBank genome assembly.
CAAAAUGAAACCACAGGAAGAAGUUAAUGAAGAAGAGCCAAAAUUUGAUCUUAGGCCGGAGGAUAAAGCUGUUAAUAUAGAUUUGAAUCAUUUACUUGAUUCCUUUGAAAAAGCAGCUAAAAGAGAUACAAAAAGAAUUAUGCAAAGAGGAGCAACUCGAAACGACUAUGCUGGGGAUAGUCUAGAUCACAGAAGAAACAGUAUCAAAAAGACACAUGAGAAAAAUAAGAAGUCAAUAAAUUCAGAGUCAAGUUAUACAACUUCAAAGCUCUCUCAAUCAAGUAGGGCCAAACCUGAAUCAACCAAGCCUGCUCUAAUAGACUUGAACAUCAAUAUGAACUCUUUAAACGAUUCUUUAAGCAAAAUAGUUGAAACUAUAAACCAGCAUGCGCUUCUUCUAAAUAACAUUUCUGGGAAUUGCACCCAGAAACUGGACAAAGACUCAUUCAGAGCUCUAUACAAAAGUGCAUAUACAAAAGACGUGAUCCAGAACUGGCAGACUCUUUUGGGAAGAGACCACAUGAAAGCUCUUGAUAAAGCUCAAAAAGAGCGAGGGACUUCCAGAAAAGAAUCAUCUGCAGAUAUUGCCCUAAAAAAAGCUGAUGAUACCAGAGCUUUGCAAGGAUCUCAGGAUAAGUUACUUAAGGAGUUCCUCUACUACAAGGAGUUUCCUUCCUUCAUAAUGUCCUCAGUGCUCCGCUUGAGUGAUGACAUCAGGUAUACCUACGAAGAAACUCAGAAGAAUAAUGCUGAGUUCAAAUAAGAUGAUGGAUUCCCUCAAGAAUGAGCUUAAAGCCGAAAGUAAAACUUUUGAAAACAAAAUUGAAGAACACAUCGAAACCCUCCACCAAUCUUUGAUCACCUCCAAAGAUGAACAAGCAAAGUUCCUCAAAGAGACAGACCUGAAGAUAGAAGAAGUUGAGAAGAAAACUCUGUGGAAAAUGAAUGAUUUCUCAGACCUCCUCGAGAACAGGCCUACAAAGGAGUUUGUCAGAGACACCACCCAGAUGGAAUGUGAUAAGAUCAGGUCGCAAAUAAUGAAGGAGUUCAACACUCAUAUUCCCAAGCUCGAACGGUCGGUUAAGACCACUAAGGAUGCCUUCAUCAUCUUCAAGGAUGAAACCACCCAAAAAGUAGGCAAAGUCCAAACAGAAAUGAACAAUGUAAAGGAAGAAAUUAAGCAAACUGAAGUAACAUUCCUAUCCAAAAAUAGGAAAAUUCAAGAAGAUUUCCAACAAAAAUUCACUGAUCUUGACGAAACCAUCAAAAAAUUCAAAGAAAAUGAUAAAAUGAAGCAGAUGAAGAUAAACAAAUGCAACGAUGAUAUCAAACAGAUCAAAGUAAAGAUCCAAGGGCUCAAAAAGACCUUAGAGAAUGCCAGUAGUCCUGACCUUGGCCAUGAGACCAGCCAUGGACUUUCCCAAAGUGUUAGCCAGACAAUAGAGAAUUAUGUCAAGAGCCAGAUCGAAAGCAACGCGAGGAGUAUCAAUGACAAAAUUGAUGAAGUCCGCAAAAGUGCUAUAGAUGAAGCCAUGGAAAUGACUCAGAGCCAUCAAGCUAAGUUCCUUGAUAAGUUCGCUGAAAAUGGCAACCAGAAUGAUGAAGAAGUACUAGAAAUGCUCGGAGAGAAAAUUAAAUCAUUCGAAAGCAAGAUAGAAUCAGAAAGAAUCUUGAUCCAAAAGAAGUUCCAGAAGCUGCUCACUGAUCUCAAUAUUGAUGAGUUCUUAGAUAGUCUUGAAGAGAAGCUUGAUGCUAAAACUUACCAUAAAUUCAAGGAGCAGUGCGAAAUUAAGCUAAAAGCAGUGGACAAGAAGUCCAAAAUCAAUGAGAAAGGUUUAACUCAGUUAGAGAAAUUUGUAGAAAACCUUGCAUUAGCAAUAUCUAAUAUAGAAAAACAUAACCACGAAAUCAUCAUAGACCCAGCUGCAACAAAGAAAAACAUUGGUAAAGUAUGCCUAAGCUGAGGUGUCACUAAAUAAAAUUUCAAUUAUCC